Podarcis lilfordi (Lilford's wall lizard) is the source of this 3397-nucleotide messenger RNA. Lineage: Eukaryota; Metazoa; Chordata; Lepidosauria; Squamata; Lacertidae. The record is from the annotation of a GenBank genome assembly.
UUUCUUUGCCCUGCAUAUAAAGGGGCUGGUCUUGCCCCUGUGGAAGUCAAUGGCAAACUCUUCCUGACGUCACAUUCUCAGAAUAAGGGGCUCUUGACUGGACCAAAAUGUGAAGGGGUAGGAAUUUUUUAUUGGCUCUGUUAGAUUAGCUGCAGGAUCCAGCAGUUACCUGUAUUCAGUUGAGGAAAGUUUUCCCAGGUUGCCAUGGCUCUUCAGGUUAUUGGGAUCUCACCUGAGGAGAUUCCAUCCUCCACUUCAAAAAUCUGCUAGCCUGUUAAUCUGAAAUUUGAUUUCUGGAUACACUCUUGGGUUUUGUUGGGUUUUGUCAACUGCAAUAAGAAAAUUGCUCAAGUAAACAGAAUUAGAAUUAUAUUGAGGCUGUGGCCUUGUCAUGACCCUUCCUGCGCCAGCCCAGAUAAAUGUUUGCAGGAAAAAAGUUAGAAGCUAGCUCAACCACAUGAAUACCACCUUUCAUCUUAUUUACUGAUGCCCCUCAAGGCCUUCACCUAGGGCUUGUCGGAGAAUGUGGUUAUAAUUGUGCUGCCAUAUUUUGAAAGUACCACACAUACCAACCAGAGCAAGAACUUCCUGAUGGUGCAAACUGUUCAACCGUGAAACAGACAGUCUCAGAAGAUAGUGGGCUCUCCUUUAUUAGAGGUUUGUAAGCUGAGGCCACAUACGUUGCAGGAGGGGACUUCCUACUUUGGCAGAAGGUUGAAGUAGGCAGUAGUGUCCCAUGAGCUGGGGUAAGGUGAAACCUCAGAGCUGCACUCCUGACAUCAGCAUCACUGCCACUCAGAAGCAUAGCAUGGGCGGGGCUGGGGGAGCUGCUGCCCUGGGCAUAUGACAGGCCCCCUUAUCAAGGCCAGAGCAGCAGGGAAGGAAGCCACACCUGAGCUGGGCCUUCAGGGCAGGGGUGGUGGCAGCACCUUUUGCUCAUGGCCAAUGAAGGGACACCCACUGGACCAGCCAAGAGGGGGAGGGUGUUACUGCCGCUGCCCCAUCAUGCCUCUCCUCUCCUCUGUUUGGCUCCUCAUGUGAUGUCCCAGCACUGACAUGCCAGAGCUCCACUCUCGGAUCAGGCCUGACCCAGGGCAGGAGAGGAGAGGCAGCUGCAGCAUCACUAUGUUUUUCCUCUGCUGGGCUCCAGUGUGUGAGGGAGCUGCACUGCAGUCCACCAGCAAACUAUGCUACACCACUGAGGAGCAACUGCAGUCACCUCAAUUACCUUUUAACAGGCUAGAUAAAGUCACAGUUGAUUAUUAUAGCAAUGAGCACCCCAAAGCUCCAGUAAUGGGGGAAGGAGUUAGGGGGCCCUUAACAACAUCUGCAUGCCCAACACCAUCUACCCAAAAUUCUGCCCCCUAUAGUCUUCCAAAACUGCAACUGACGGGGCUUCCCCCUCUGACCUCCUGGUAUUUAAACCACUGGAACACCCUCACCUAGUUCAUUGUGUGUCCUACUGAAUUGUGUCUCAUCCCUAUCCCAUUAUAGUCAAUGUGUUCAUUCUGUGUUCCAGUACUGCAUGUGCAGUGGUUGGUUCCCUCAAGCUACUUUGUCUCCCAUUCGAUUCUGGCAGCACAUUCUGUUCCAGUCAUUCCUAUGUCACCAAGAUUUGUUGUUCUCCACAGGGAUCAAGAACUACCAGGAAGGAAGAUGGUGGCAGUGACAUAUACUCUGAACAUCCACUGGUACUUCUUGCUGCUAAGACACAGGUCACUUUGAACUAGACCAUGGGGACAAUGGUAAACAAAACUAGGAUCAACUCUACCCAGGGUUUCGAUGCCUUCUCUUCACUUGGAGUGUCCCAGUUUCAGGAGGCCAUUGGCAUUUUCUUCAUGGUCAUGCUGAGUGUCAUUGCUUUGGUUGCCAACACAGCAGUCAUGGUAGUCAUCCUCAAGACGCCUUUGCUGAGGAAGUUCAUCUUUGUCUGCCACCUCUGCCUAGUAGAUCUGCUGUCUGCCAUUUUUGUCAUGCCGCUGGGGAUCAUAUCCAGCUCCACCUGCUUCAACAGGGUAUUGUACAGCAUCGCCGAAUGCCAGACUCUGAUCUUCCUGAAUGUUUGUUUCAUCAGUGCCUCCAUCUUCACCAUCUCAGUCAUCAGCAUCGAGCGCUACUACUACAUUGUCCACCCCAUGAGGUAUGAAGUCAAGAUGACUACCGGGCUCGCAGUUACCGUUGUGGCUUUCAUCUGGGUUAAGUCCAUCCUCGUAGCUGCUUUGGCACUCGUGGGUUGGCCCCAAGUCGACGGGGCCAGCAGUGCCAGCAAGUGUACUGUGUACUGGAGCCCAGGUGCCCACAAGAAGAUCUUUGUGAUCAUCUUCAGCACUCUCUGCUUCAUACUGCCCACCUUAAUCAUCUUUGCGGUCUAUGGCAGCAUCUACAAAGUGGCCCGGAUCGCAUCCUUGCAGCAUGCUCCUGUCCCAUCCUGGACUGCCACACCCAGACCAAGAUCAGACUCCAUUCACAGCCAAGUCACUAUAAUCACAACCAGGAAUGCACCUCCCAGGCCGUCACCAGAACGCUUGUUUGGUGGGAAUAAAGCUGCCCUCACCUUGGUCCUGAUUGUAGGUCAGUUCCUCUGCUGCUGGCUUCCAUUCUUCUCCUUCCACCUCCACUGCUCCAUCAACUCUGCCUUGACCAUCCCCAGUUAUGGUGAAAUUAUUGUGACCUGGCUUGCCUAUUCCUCCUUUGCUAUCAACCCUUUUUUCUAUGGGCUGCUGAACCGUCAAAUCAGGGAAGAGCUGUCCAAGCUGGGGCGACACUGCCUCAGCAAGCCCCUGAGCCAAGAGCUGUGCAUCUCCAGUCCAGAAGGGUCCAUCCAUGAGAAUUUCCUCCAGUUCCUGCAGAGGACCAGUUGCACAACAGAGACCCGUUCUACAUAUGUGAAUUCCAGCCCUAGGAACACUUUGGACCAGACUACAAUGGGGUUCCGGAUCCCAGGACAGAUCCCAGAAGAAACCAACUGACGAAAGACCAGUGCUUUCAAGUCACUUCAGCCAUCUCUUUCCACCUGCCUUUUAAGUUAAGAGGGGAAGAACAGAAGGUUCAGUGCGCUGAAAGACCUGACCAAGCCUCCUUUAGGGAGGAAUCUGAAAUUGAACAAUUGAUUUUCUCUCUGAGAAUAAAUGUGAUUAAACGGGUUGUUUGCUCAUGGUUGCAACUGGUGGGAUCAGAGCCAGGUGUACCAUUAGGCUACUGCUGGCAUCCACCUGGGGGAAGGGGGGGCACUGUGAAGCAGAGCACUCUCAACUAUAUUUGCAGACAGUAAGAGAUAAUAUUGGAAGUGGAGGCCUUUCCACACUACCCCUCUCCAAAAGUGCUUGUUGGUGUAAGUGUUAAAAUACUGGUUGUGGGCCAAUAGAGCUGUUUCUCCCCAACCAUUGGGAAAGGGCAG